Messenger RNA from Angiostrongylus costaricensis, 138 nucleotides. NCBI's taxonomy places the organism in Eukaryota, Metazoa, Nematoda, Chromadorea, Rhabditida, Metastrongylidae. The record is from the annotation of a GenBank genome assembly.
AUGUUAUGUAACUCGAAAUUUUCAUUACUGAAUCGUCGUCAUCAUUGUCGAGCUUGCGGUCGUGUAGCAUGUGGGUCGUGUUGUAAAGAACGAGCCGUUCUGCAGUAUAUGAAAGACGAGCCAAAAAAGGUUCAUUAA